GGGUUUUCAUUUCGAAAUUCAUCAGCUUCGAAACAAGGCAAGCGCUCGUAUCUCCAACUUGACGCAUUCCUCACCAUGAACUCAAACGAUGCCGAAGGAGGAGAUGAAUUUUAUGAUGAGCUCGAGCUCAACGGCAACGACUCAAAGAAUGGUGGCAACGGCUACAUACUCAGGAAUGUCCUCAAGCUUCCCCGUGCUACGACCUACACAACACAAGCACUCUAUGAGCAAAUCAUUGGCAGCGACAUUGACUUGGACCCGGAGUACCAAAGAGAUGUUGUCUGGCCGGAGGCGAAGCAAAUCGGCCUUAUCGACUCUAUACUUCGCAAUUUUUACAUUCCGCCCGUAAUCUUUGUUUCGCACCAACAUGAUGAUGGCUCGGAAAGCAAGACGUGUAUCGACGGAAAGCAACGGCUGACUUCAAUACAACGGUUCAUGGAUGGAUUGAUUCAUCACAAAGACCCUGAAACCAAUGACAAGUACUGGUACAAGUCGACCGUCGAAAACCAACAAGGGCGCUCACCGGGCCGCAUGCUGCCUGAGAGAUAUCGACGCUUAUUUGCAAAUAAACAGAUCGUAUGCAUAGAAUUUCAGGACCUUCCUGAUUCUGAAGAACGCGAAAUCUUCCAGAGAGUACAACUCGGGAUGGCACUCACCCCUGCGGAGAAAUUGCAGGUGGUGAAUACCUCUAUGGCUAGCUUCGUGCGAAAGGUAGAAGCAGAGUAUUUCACAGAAGGAAAGCCUCUGGGCGGCCGCGCCCUAGAUUGGGACCGUUCCCGCGGCGGCGACUUCCGGUGCAUCGCUCAGGCGCUGUAUUGUAUCUCAAAGUACCCUUCCCUCAACUCAGUGGGUACCGUUGGGCAGAUAGAUAAAUGGCUGCACAACCCCACCCGAACUGCGGCACGGGCCAAAGGCAAAAAUAAAGCAAGUGACGACGGUGAAGACCUCACAAAGGAUGAACUCUUCCUGGCUUUGAUCCACGACACUUUCCGCGUCUUUUCGCAGCUCGUCGACGACCCUGAUUUGUCCCCUAUAUUCCUACAAUCCGGCUGGCGCAUCUCGCCUGUGGAGUUCAUCGUUAUAUGUCUCUUGAUCUCCAUAGAGAAAGAUCAGCUGCAACUGCGUGCCCUCGCAGAAAAGCUCGGGCGCAUGCGUGAGGUAGUUCGCGAAGAACACGUAGAUAUCCGGAUGAAUGGUCGUGUCGCUAAGACGCUACUCGACUUCAUCAAGGGGAUUGGCCCCGUGCCAAGCACCUCUGGCACGAAGCGGAAGCUGGAGGAGGGUGAGGAGGAGGAAGCAACGCUCGUCAGCAGGCAGGUGAAAGUCCGAAAACGAACUGAGACCCCGCCAGCACCGUCUCCCACCAUGGAUUCAUACAAUCAAAAUCACUUCGUCAAUCCUUCUAUGCUUAGCGCUCCCAUUCCUACACCGCCACCCCCGCGUCCAGUCAUUCCUGACAGAAUGGCAGCCCUCCGCGAUGCUAAGAAAUUUAUCUCGAUUCCUGCCCCUCCACGCCCCCCGCCGACUGCACCUGCUGCCUUACGGAAUAUGGGACCAGGUAGAUAGGCAUGUCUUAUGUCGGCGGUAUGCGCUCGCGGAAUUUAAAGAGGUAUAUUACUACUAUUCAUUAUCACGGCAGAUUUGUAUCAUAUCAGAUUUCAAAUUUGUGUCCUGUGACAAUUAUCUGACGAAGGUGUUGGCGUUGGUGGGCCCUCGGGCGGCCGGGCAGGGGUAGACCAUAUGCACACCCACCACGUUUUAUCUUUGCUCGUUGACAUAUCUAAUAUAAAAAUGAUAAGGAACUGAGGCGGCUUC
This is a messenger RNA of Suillus paluster, 1815 nucleotides long. RefSeq lists its product as uncharacterized. Bases 76 to 1566 code for a protein of 496 amino acids. The record is from RefSeq and is a predicted model, not a curated record. The transcript is spliced from 10 exons. Lineage: Eukaryota; Fungi; Basidiomycota; Agaricomycetes; Boletales; Suillaceae.